This is a messenger RNA of Cucurbita pepo subsp. pepo (vegetable marrow), 663 nucleotides long. The record is from RefSeq and is a predicted model, not a curated record. Lineage: Eukaryota; Viridiplantae; Streptophyta; Magnoliopsida; Cucurbitales; Cucurbitaceae.
GCUUCGCAAUUAUAACCAUUUCUUCAAACCCUUCUCUCUCUAGAGCUCUCCUUUUCUCUCUCCAGGCUUAGAGAGAGAAAAACCAAUGGGGAUUUUCGACUCUGUGUCGGAUUUAAUCUCCGAUUACGUGGCCACUUCCCGGCAGAGGAAGAAAAAACCGUUUCAGGCACUUUAUUUAUUUAUUNUGAAAAUGGACUGUGACGGGUGCGAACGAAGAGUAAAAAACGCCGUUUCCAGAAUGAAAGGUACGAAAACGGUGGAGAUAAACAGAAAACAGAGCAAAGUGACGGUAACGGGGUUCGUUGAAGCGAACAGAGUGUUGAAGAAAGUGAGAAGAACGGGAAAAAGGGCGGAGUUUUGGCCGUACGUACCGCACAAUGUGGUGGCGUAUCCGUACGUCACGCAGGCGUACGACAAGAGAGCGCCGGCGGGGUUCGUCAAAAACGCCGUUCAGGCACUCCCAAGCCCUAACGGCGUUGACGACAAGCUCGCCACCAUGUUCAGUGAUGACAAUCCCAAUGGCUGUUCCGUUAUGUAAUGCAACAUCCACCCGAACCCUUUUUUUUUUACUUUGGUGUAAAAGUUAAUUUUUACUCCAAUUGCUUUUUACCCUUCAACUUUUAUCUCUUAUUUUUAUCCUAGAGUUAAAUUUUUUUACUUUCA